Molecule: messenger RNA, 979 nt
Organism: Ziziphus jujuba (common jujube)
Lineage: Eukaryota; Viridiplantae; Streptophyta; Magnoliopsida; Rosales; Rhamnaceae
Product: homeobox-leucine zipper protein ATHB-12
Exons: 2
Coding region: 160-864 (234 amino acids)
Biological process (GO): positive regulation of DNA-templated transcription
Cellular component (GO): nucleus
Molecular function (GO): DNA-binding transcription factor activity, RNA polymerase II-specific; sequence-specific DNA binding
Source: RefSeq, a predicted model, not a curated record
CCCCAUGAUUAUGAGAUACUCGCACCACUCCCACCUAUAUAUUUUUAAAUACAUCUAAUAUUAAUUUAAUCAAAGUAAAGCAACUUCAAGUUCAAUUCACACUCUCUUUUUAACUUGAAGUGACAAAAUCCAACUUGGGUGGGCAAAAACGCUAAGGGAAUGUUGGCACACAGAGAGCAACAUCUUCCAGCAUCAGCAGCAGCAGCUCUUAAAGAAGAGCCAGAGGACUCUGCAUCACACCUGGAUCUUGACAUGCACAAAUUGACUACUAGUAUUCGAAAGAACAAGAAAAGAUUCACCGAUCAACAAAUCAAGUCGCUGGAAGUUAUGUUCGAAUCGGAUUCAAGGCCCGAGUCACUCACAAAGCAACAGCUCGCCGGUGAACUUGGAUUGCAACCUCGCCAAGUCGCCAUCUGGUUCCAGAACAAGAGAGCCAGAUCCAGGGCCAAACAGAUCGAGAGAGACUACUGCAUACUAAAAGCCACCUAUCAAAACUUGGCUUCUAGCUUUGAGUCGCUCAAGGCAGAGAAUCGGACACUACUCACCCAGGUAAAGAGACUGAAGAGUCAGCAAGGAGAUCAUCAAAGAAUUGGCAAUUCUGGGUUGAAUGAAACUGAAAAUGAGGAUGAUGUUAAAUUCGAGAGCAAAGAAACUGUGUCUGCAUCCAACAAUGAGCAAAGCCGCCAAUAUGGAAGUCGUAUACAUGAAGCUCAAUUUAAUCCCAGCGACGACAUGAGCAGAAAUAAUGGUGAGAACUUGGUCGAAAAGGAAGCUGAUAUUUUGUCCGUUGACUUGUGCAGUUUCGAGUCCGAUUGUUUUGUUGAUGAGUCCAGUUGUUCGCAAUGGUGGGAGUUCUGGUCUUGACUCUUCUUUGAUCAAUCAUGUUUUGGCACUUGGGGGUAGAAAGUCUUUAGGAAAACAGGAGGAAAAUAAUAAUAAUAAUAAUAAUAAUAAAAGCUCAGCGUAAUUCUUUUCACUA